CAUUUACUUUCCGUCCCAUGUCUCCGAUAGACGGUGUUCUGACUUGGUAUACUGUUUUACGACAUCAAAAUUGACCAAAAACCAAACUCCUACCCCGGCGCUACAUACCAUACCUAUGUUUCCCUCCCACGACUAGUGAAAAGCCGAUCGCAUCGCAAGUGUCUCAAACAAACGAAAAAAAAAAGAUAAAAAAAAAAGCAUGGAGCGUAUGGAGAGUGCCGGCGAGGGAUCUAGCAGAUUGAACUCGAGGCUAAUGACGCUUGGCGAUGCUAUGCGAGCUCCCUCUAUCAACCCCCCGGGCGUAGUCGUACUAGACAGUUUACACUUCGAGAGGGAUCGCGAGGAAGCGGUAGACCCGAAGGAGGAUUUAUGGUUGUCAUCGGCCGAUGGGAGAUACAACUCCGCAAUCAUACCUCUCCGCGUUGGCACAGCACCGGACCGUCAGACAUUUUACGUCCACAAGAGCGUCCUCAUAAAAGCAGACUUCUUCCGGAAAGCGCUAUGCGGCGAGUUCAUGGAGUCGGAGGCCCAGGCCAUCGACCUGCCGGAGGAGGACCCGGCGAUAUUCCACUUCGUCGUGGCCUUCCUCUACGAGAAUAAAUACGUGCCCAUCAGAGCGGCGGCGACUGUGCUUGUCGCCGACGACAAAAUAAAAACCCGACAACAGCAACAGCGAGAAGAAGAGCAAAACGCCGCCUCCGACUCCGACUCGAGCGUGAGCUCCCUCAUCAGCGACUCGACCACGGCCCGGAGCCAGCGGCAGCGCGACCGGCGGCGCAGGCGCGAGGACCGGCACCGGGAGCGGGAGCGGCGGAAGCACCCGGGCACGCACCGACCGGGGUGCGCGUGCCGGCAGUGCCUGAUGCGCGGCGGGCCCCCCUGCUGGAACUGCGGCGCCCCGCGCUUCCCGCCUCACCCGGGCCCCAUGCCCGUGCACGUGCCCCCCGGCGUCGUCGUCUUCAACGCCGAGCCCCCGCGCCCGCGCCACCGGCGACACAGGCAUAACCGGCACCGCCCACCCACUCCCCCCCCUCCCGCCGCUGGCACCGGGCUCGACCGCAACAGCGGCAUCAACCACGAAAACCGCAUCCACGGCCAAGACCUGCGCACCUGGCUCUUGACCUACGAGUUCAACCUCGACGUCUACAUCUGCGCCAACAAGUUCCUCCUCGACGACUUCAAGCGCGCCAUCGCCCGCGUCUGCAUCGACAUGCUCGAGACCGCUGGCGCCGACGCCGCCCAGAUCGAGGUCCUGCGCCUCUGCCACAAGCUGUACCAGGGCCUGCCCGAGUCCGACGCCCUGCUGCGCAUGGUCUUCGCCCGCGUCGGCUUCCUGAACCCGCAUCUCUGGCGCCGCAGCCCCGAGGACACUUCCGAUUUCUUCCACGCCCACCCCGAGGUCUCGGCGCUUAUGUUCAAGGAGACGCUUGUGCGUCGCGAGGACGAGCACACUGAGUUGCCGGCUAUGGAGAGGCCCCUUUUCGCUGUUGGGCCUCGCCCCACUUUCCCUGGUAUAAAUCCCCGCGCUUUGAUGGCGGGACGGAGGAUUCCGCGAGGUGAUUAUUAUAAUGGCAUGUGACGAGAUUUCUUUUUAGCGCUCCAGGGUCUACGUAGAGGGGCGAGGAAGGUGAAGGAGGGAAGGGGUUGUCGAGAUACGAUAUACCGUAAGGGAGUAAUGGGCUUAUUUAUAUUUAGGUACACGAUGAGUGGGUACCUAGAUAGGCUUGCACAUGUAUGCUGGUAACGGCUGGAU
This is a messenger RNA of Hypoxylon fragiforme, 1753 nucleotides long. RefSeq lists its product as uncharacterized. The record is from RefSeq and is a predicted model, not a curated record. Gene Ontology annotation, molecular function: protein binding. The coding region runs from base 200 to 1579 and encodes 459 amino acids. Lineage: Eukaryota; Fungi; Ascomycota; Sordariomycetes; Xylariales; Hypoxylaceae. The transcript has 4 exons.